CGAAAAGAGGGGAGGGAAGAAGAAGAAGAAGAAGAAGAAGAAGAAGAAGAAGCAAUGACGUCAUCACUCGAGCGACAUCACAGACACGCGAGCUUUUUGCGCUUCAACGCGCGAUUACAUCACCACAGUCAUCAUAUCAGUGACGUCGUCACAGACCGGUCGCGUCAUCAAAGUCGGGACCUCGCGGGUCGUCGUGGACCGACACGGGCUAAGCAAAUCCUCCCAACUCUUGAGCAAUUACGGAGUGUCCGACAGUUUGGCCGGCGGCGAGGACUGAUUUUCCACAACGUUUUGUCUCAACAAAUAUCAUCUACUGCGGAACAUCCGCCGAGCGAUUCUCCACAAAAUUUGACCAGUUGAUCGCUACGCGAAAUCUUCCCAACGUUCGACCGUUGGUGAAUGGCGACGACAAAACUCGCCAACUCGCAAAACUUCAAAACGUUUGACCGCCGGCUCGGCAAAUUCUCACAACGUUUGACUACCGGUGAACCCGGACCCGACAGACGCAGUCAUGUCUAACCCGAACCAAAGCUCAGACUCGAGAAAAGAGGUGAACUGGAAGAUCAGGAGAUUGGUCCAGAAGCAAGACGAGUUCAAAAAACUUUGGCAAAGCGAUCGACUGAGCCACGACGUCAAGGUGGAGGCGCUCGAGUCUCAGAACCGGGCCCUGCAGGACAAACUGGACGCGGCCAGCAAGGAUGAGGAGGAGCUGAUGACCCAGGUGAGGGUCCACAAAGCCCAGAUCUUCUCCUUGGAGCAGAGAAAGUGCCUGACGGAAUCAGAGGCCAAAGACCUGAAAGCGGUCCAGGUUGAGCUCCAGGAGAAGAUCAGCGAGCUGGAGGCGGCGCUCGUCGCCUGGGAGAAAAAGCUGGAAGCCCAGGCCCAGAGGCACGGCGAGCAACUGCAGAAGGUCGAAGAUGACUGGAAGGAGAAGAUGCGCGAGAAGGACGAGGCCUUCGCCAAGCAGGCGGCCGGUCUUCAAGCGCAAAUGGACAAAAUGAGCAAACAGGCCGAGGAGCUGGCCGAGGACAAACGCAAAGUGCAGGCGGCGCUGAGCGAGCGGCAGGAGGAGCUGGAGGCUCAGAAGAGCAUUCGCGACAAACUGCAGUACGACCACGGUGUGGAGAUGAGACUGAUCCAGAUGCAGAAGAACGCACUCUCCAACAAGGUGACGGCUCUCACCAACACCACCGACGACCUGAUGGAGAAGAAGGAAGCGCUCAAGAAGUCUGACGAACAAAAGAGCAAAGAACUCAAGGCCAAGAACGCCGACAUCUGCGACCUGCAGACGCACAAAGAGAUCAUCAAUGCGCAACUUCAGCGCGAGGAGCGCGGCGCCGCCACCCUGAGGGAAUCUCUCCGACACAUGGACACCGACAUGGAGGCUCUGAGGGCCGAGUACACCGCGGAGCAGGCUGCCCACAAGGUCACCAAGAAGGACCUGGCCCUGGCCAAGAUGCAGGCCAACGACCUGGCCGAGAAGAUCAAGUUCCACGAGGGCCGCGUCAAGGCCCACCAGGCCAGCGUCAAGAGUCUGGAGUGCGUGCUGCUCACCAAGGACACGUACAUCCGCAGGUUCAGAGAGGACCUGGAGACGUCCAUCUCGCUCAUCAACAGGCCCAAGACCUUCACCAAGGCCAUCACCAGCCUCAAGAGGAAGUACAUCACGGGGGACCAGGACGUCUGCGUGGACGCCAUCGAGGAAAAGAUCGCAAAGUUCCUGGAGUCCAACAAGUUACAGUCGGACCAUUUUGAGAAGACCAUCCAGAGUCUGCGGCGCCAGCUUGAGCAGAAAGACGCCGAGACCCAAAAGAGGCUCCAGAAGCUGGACCGCUGCCGCGGCGACCUCAUCAAGAUCAUCAACGAGCAGCGCUUGGAGAUCGCCAAGGUCAAGGCGGAGCUUAACGAGGUCACGCAUCAGCUGAGGCAGCUGGCCCCUCCCCUCGCGAGGACCAAUCGACCGUGAAUUGCCCCGCCUCCCCCCCCCGAUCACACACACGACGACGGACAGCU
Messenger RNA from Syngnathoides biaculeatus (alligator pipefish), 2013 nucleotides. RefSeq names its product myosin-2 heavy chain, non muscle-like. The transcript has a single exon. The record is from RefSeq and is a predicted model, not a curated record. Bases 512 to 1966 code for a protein of 484 amino acids. Lineage: Eukaryota; Metazoa; Chordata; Actinopteri; Syngnathiformes; Syngnathidae.